GCCAACGCAGGGCUGUGUCUAGGAUGGAGGACAAGCAUCCCAACCUAGGAACCCCUCAGGCCUGCUCUCCAGGACAGGGAGGAGGACUCAUUCAAUCAGUUAGUCAAAGAGUAAGGCAAACAUGUGCUAGGCUCUGUUUUAAUUACUGGGGUUUCAUUCAUUCAUUAAUUGAAUUCCACUGUAAAACUGAACAAGACAGACAUCUUCCCUGCCCUCAAGGAUACGUAUAGGCUCCUAUGGGAGACAGUUUGAAAAAAAUAAGCAGAUAAGAUACGUACGGAUAAGAUUAGUUGCUGGGAGGAAAGUGAAAUAGGCUAAGGGGAUAGUUUGGAGGGAAUAGCUAGCUGCUUUAGAGUGUUGAGGAAAGGCCUUUAAGGAGGUGAGUCCUGGAAGAUUGCAAGUGGAGUCAUGCAGAUGGGGGAGGAGUUUGUAGAAAAGGGAACAGGAAGGACUUUUCUGAUGAGGUGCCAUUUAAACUGAGUCCUGAAUGAUAAAGGAGGAAUGGUUACGUACAGAAAUGGGAUCAAAGGUGUUCUAGGCAGAGGGAACUGAGUACAAAGGUCCUGAAGUGAGAAUGAGGUUGGUGUGAAUGAUGAGCAGUGUGCAGGAGUGGACAGCACUUCAGUGACCUAGUAGGGUGGACCAAGGGCCUUGCCAGUGGGGAAGAGGAAAUCUGAUUCCCAUUUGACAGUAGUAAACCAGAGUUCAAGAGGGAGAAACUGGUUGAGGAAGUGAUGGCGCCUGGCUUUUCCAAUUCCACCAUGGCUGACCUUGAAGCCUGUGCAUCUCUUUACUGUUAAUGCUCUAAUCUAGCGCGAGGCCUCCUGCAGAACUGAGGGGCUGAGUCUAUGCUCUCACUGGGAAGCAGUUGCUCUGGCAGAGGCAGAACCAGAUGAUCCUGGACUGGAAGUUCUUGUCCUUUGUUUUUGCCUGUGAUCAUUCAGAGCCUGGGGGAAGGGACCAGUUAACCCCAGGAAGCCUGAUAGGAGACUAGGUUUUCUCAGUCAAGCUAGGAGUUCUUUUAAGGUAGCAGCUUCAAAGGCCUGAUUCUUUUGGAGUGUCAGAGUCUAACCUGGGAUAAGUAGAGUCUCUGUGCAUGUGUGAGAAAUGUACACAUUUCCCUGCUUCCAGGGGGAUUGGAAAUGGGAAUGGGAAAAUGUGUUCUAGACCUUGUAUGUGCUUGAUUAGAAGCCUUUGGGUGCAGCAAGAUGUUUGUGGACCUGGCAAGGCCAUGGGCUGUGAGUGAGUGGUUCAGAAAGUUCUAGCUUGGGGCUGGUGGGCAGGUGUGCCUGGGUAUGUGAGCAAGCAGGCAAGUACCGACUCACCGACCUGUGAACCCCACAGUAACCUGAGAGUCUAAAGGGGGCAGGCAGCAUGCCUUUCCUUACAGUGUUAAGAGAGUGGGUUCUGACAUCAGAGUGCCUCGGUUCAAAUUGCAGCCCUGCUGUCUACUGGCUUUGUGACCUUGGCUAACUUAUUUGACCACACUGUUCCUCAAUACCCUUAUCUGUAAAAUGGCUAAUUAACGCCACCUACUUCAGAGGAGACGAGUAAAAGCACUCAGAACCAAAUCUGGCUCAUAGCAGUGCCAGAAAAUAUUAGCUUGUGUUUAUGUUUAUAUUUAUAUUUAGGGAAUCACACAUAUAGUUCCUUGAAUAGUCCUGAACUCUGCUCUGCCCAUCACCUGCUGUGUGGCCUUGCCUCAGUUUCUUUACCUAUAAGCCUCAGUCUUCUCAUCGGACAGUUGCUUUGGUUGGGUUGAAUGCAGCAAACAUGGGCAAGGCACUUAAGGAUGGUGGUCGGCUCUGAGAAAUAGUGGCCAGCAUUUACUGAGCUCUGCUGAGUGCUUCAAGUCUGUUCUCUCCUGAGUCCUGCUGUGCAUGCUCUGUGGUAUAAGUGCUCUGGUUAUCCACAUUUAAUAAAGGGGCAGACAGGUAGCUCAGGGAGGUGAGCCAGCUUACUCAAGACCCCUCAGCUAGUGAGUGACAGGACCAGGGAGAAAGUGCUAGGGACUUUUUUUUUUUUCUUUUUUUUUUACUUCUGGAAGGUCUGUCAGGUAAUUCUGCAUUUCAUUCUUGGUGUUCCCAGCAGGUCAUGCUUUCCUUUUAACUUCUUUCUCUCUCUCUUUCUCUCUUCAGUCUCUCCCUUCUUCACGUUUUUUGAGGUAUACCUAUACAAAGUGUACUGAUCUUAAGCUCAGUGGAUUUUUACCUAUGCAUGCUUUUGUGUAGCCAUCACCCAGAUCAAGGUUUCAAGUGCCCAGAAUCCCCUUCAUUUCUGUCACUUUUCCCAAGUUGUCUUCCCAGGUGGCUGUCAUGGGAGCCCUGUCUGGAAGAUGCGACAGUUUGGGUAACAGUUUGGUCAUUUUGGAGUGUAAAAGGAAGAGAACAGAGUAAUCAAAAGCUCACAGGGCCAAGGUGGGUGGAGAGGGUGUUUUUCUUUUAAAAUACAUGAGUGGUUUUAAGGAGAAAUUGAAGCAGCCCGUUCAGACAAUUGUUUUGGUAUCUGGCCCCAGGUCUGUGGUUCCUAACAUGACUUGUGAUAUUAUUUUAAGUGGGCAGAUGGCUUUUUGAUAGCUUCUUUAUCUUUUGAUCUCAGCUCUUGCAAAGGGGAGGUUGGUGCUCAUUGCAAGAUCAGCGGUAAGAUUUUCUUUGUAGGUCGGUGGCUUUCUUAGCGAGUACAUUUCAACUUAUUAUUGUAAAAGCUGUGUGCUGCUGGUGACUUGGAGUGCUGUUGAAGAACAGCUGCCCCCUGCAACCCAGCCCUCUUGGGAAAUGGUAGCUGAUCUCAGGGGAUAGGCUUAACCCGUGGGAACCCCAUGGUAGAGGGUUUCUUGUUCAGAAGUACUGGCUGCAGGCCCACCGUGAACUGGGCAUGGCCGUGUCAGGUGGGGGCACGGGAGGUCUGUGGUAGCCAUUGGGCUACAGCUCAGAAACCGAAAUGGCUGCAUUCCUGGGAUCGCUGGACCAGGCUUUGGAUAACCCUUAGGCUUAGAGAUGUUCCAUCAACAAGCGUUUGUUGAGGGCCUACUAUGUGCUGGGCACAGUGCUAGGUUCAAACAGGGAAAAAGAUGGAGGCUGGCACUCAGCUAUCAAAGGUUUUGUAGCGGUACUGGGUGGGGAAAAGCAGGGACGGAGGGCUUGGUACAUGAGGCCUGGCAGAGACCCUACUCUGUGCUUGGUAUUUUGCUGAGGGUUUGGGUGCAAAGGCCUCAUACAAUCCUUUCAACAUUCCCUGUGAGAGAGACUGUUUUUAUCCCUUUCCUGGAUGAGCAAACAGAGGCUCCCAGAGUCCAGAGUCCUAGGACUGGUGUCAGGAGGAGCCCUCCUGGUCUGCCUUGGCUUAACACCCUUAGAAGGUGUCCCAUUCCUCUUAAAAAUAAAGACCAAGAAAGCCUCAGCAUGGCCUUCAAGCAUCCCCCUGCCCUGUCCUCCAGUCUGGCAUCUGCAGCUGCCAGUCUCAUUUCACACCAUCCUCUGCCUUCUGAGCUCCUGUCACCACGGUCUCAUUGAAGUGCCUUGCCCCUUACUGUCUCAGGGCCUUCCACCCAUGCUGUUUUCCUUCACCAGGAAUGUUGGUCCUGUGCUCCUCUCUGUCUCCUCAGUUUGGUCCUUCAGUCCUAAGAGGGCUUCCUCUGGGAAGCCUGUCCAUCCCAACAUCCUCAGGCCUCAGUGUGUUCAUAACAUGGAGCAGGUGAGCCCUGCUGAAGAACAUCACAUAGCAGAACAGAUGUGUGUUGCCACAAAUUUAAGCUCAUUUUCCAGCUUGCCUGGCAGUCCUGUUCUAUUUUUCUGAUCCACUCUUGUCUCCACUUUGAUGUGACUCUUUUCACAUGUUCUUUACCUUCAGACUUCCUGCUUCAAAAAACAAAAUGAAGCCAUAAGAAGGGAACUCCCCACAACUUGCAGCCCCUAAGCCUGCAAACUAAGUUCCCUCCCUUGUGUUACAGGGGAGAAGAGGGUCCUUUUACUCAGGCCAUUCCCCCCUCCCCGGACUUAUGCCCUGGGUCCUAUUUUCUGCCACUUGCUCCAGAACUUGACCUUUCUCUCCUGGCUGUUUUUCAACCACCCUCCUUGCUGAUCCUCUCAGCCUUUAUGUGUGCUAGUGUCUCUGCUUUCUUAAAAACCUGUUCUUUGACCUCACCUCUGUCCCUGCUGCUCUUGGCCAGCACCUAAUCACCCCCGUUCAUUACGGACUCCCCCUUCUAAAGAAUUCCCCACACUCCUCCGUUUGCUUCAGCUGCCCCCCCCCAACAUCUGCCAGAUUCCAUAGGUGGUUUUGGUUUUCUUCUUGAAGCGGUUGAUCCCUCCUUCUUAAAAAAACAGUCUUCUCUUGCCUUGGGACCACGCUCUGCUGCUUUCCUCUUAACACUCUGGCCCUUCUCCUUGCUAUUUCCUUCCACCUCACAUAGCCAAGCUCGGUGUCUCCACUUGGCUGAUGUCCCAAAGAUGCAUCCCGUGUUCAAGAUCACAUCCAUCACCUCCCUGAAAGUGUUCCUGAGCGGCCUCUUCCCUACCCCUCCCUUGCUUAUAUCUUCCUUCUAAGCAUCCUAAGCCCAUCCUGACCCUGGAGUCUGGGCCAGGGCCCUUUUUGUUCUAGGGCAUUCAUCCUUUCCUGAAGGCACCGACCUCAGUUUGCAGUUAGACCUUCAUUAGGGGAUUAUUGGAUGACCCUCCCUGCCCUCUUAGACUGUAAGCUCCGUGAGGGGUAGGGACACGGUCUGCUUUGGUUCACCACUGUAUUCCUGCAGGGCCUGCCAUGGUGCCUGGCACUUAACAGGUGCUCAAUAAAUGUUUGUUGAAAGAAUGAGUGUGAGUUAUUUUUUUAAAUGUCUUCCUCCACACGAAAUUGUAAGCUUCCUAGUUGAGGUGCUCACCAUUGCGUCUCCAGGGUCUGUCACUGGGCUGAUGCACAGUAAGGCCUCUGAUUUUUAGGUCACCUGUUGCUGAAUGGAUGGGGACCCAAUUUGCUAUCUUGAGUUGGCAGCCUCAGGGGAAACCAGAACAAUCAAAGUUGAAACAGGACAGGCCAAGGGCCAUCUUAGUUGUCUGGAAAGUGAGGAUUUUGUGAGAAAGUGGUCCUCUUUUACUCCACAGUCAGUAGGGCAUCAUGGUUAAGGGUGUGGACAGACGCCACCCGCUAUAGAAGUGGCAGAGCUUAGAUCUGAGCCAGGGCGGUCCUGCUCUAGUUCCCCAGUUCUCAACUGCUAUACCAGGCUGGGUGGUACAUCUUAACCAGUGGGACAUCGGUGGGCAAGUUGCUUUCCUUUUCAAAGCCUCAGUUUUCCCUCAGUGGGAGAUUGGAGGGGGAUUGGUGUUCGUUAGCACUUCAUAGGCGACGUUCCACUCUUUCCUGAAUUCAUGGCCCUCUGAGAUAGCUGUUACCAUUAUACCUUCUUUACGAAGGUUCAGUGACUUGCUCCAGGUCACACAGCUGGUAGGUGGCAGAGCUGAGGUUAUUCAAAAGUACACAUCCUGACCCUUCAUUGAGCUGUGGAAUCAUCAAUUUCCUGGAUCACAACGAAUAUUAGAGAAAAAAACUAGCAUAGGAAAUUAUCAGCGUGCAUCCUAACACAUAGUAAAGGUAAGUGUUGUUUCAUUCAAAGAACAACUUUUUCAGUUCUAUAUAUGUAUAUUUCCACAUGCAUGGGUGUGCUGACUUAUGAUGUAAAAUGUAUUUCUUACUGUGGGUUACCGCCAAACAAAUGAAGUCACUGCUGUAAAAGAAGCUCAUGGCAGUGAUAAACUGCUCUCCUUCCUCCACCUCGCUGGAUGGGCUGUAAGUCUCAGAGUUGCUACUGACACAGACUGUAGUCGGGGAAGGCAGAACAAUGCCCCCGCAGAAUGUGGUGGCUUUUACAGCCACUUCAAACCCUGUUCUUUUCAGAAAGCAGAUGGCUUGGGGUAACCAGAAUUCCAAGUAUCGAGGGGCAGGUUUCUGAAGCCAUCUGACCCCCUGGAGAGUCAGCAUUAUCUUUGAGUUGACUACAUGGGAGCUGGGGUCUGUUGAGUUUCCCUUUGGGUUUCAGCAUGUGACCCACUUUGGGCUGGCUGGGUUCUUUGAAAACAAUGUUGGGGGUGCUCCCAGAGGACUCGGGGUGGUAGGGGCAGUGAUGUGACUGCUCUGAAAGUCUGCUUUGCUCUUCCCCAUUGGGGAUUGUCAGCCCCCCCUUGCCCUCACUCUGACGAUUCACUUUUUUGUUCUGUCUCCGGCUGGCCCAGGUUGGGGCCAAUGGCACCUCUUUCUGAAAUCUCACCUCCUGCCCCACCCCCCCGGGUGUCGUCUGAGGUCAGCGGUCAUUGAGUUUCCUGAUGGCAGGAGGAAUUUCACACCCAGGAUAUUGGUGUGGCCCCUUCUAGGCUGCGCGUCUUGACUAGUUCUAGAGAACACCCCAAGGAUGCAUCCUGGAUGCAGGCCCACUACUGCCUACUGCCCUUGAGGAGAUAGCAUGUGGCAUUUGUGGGGCCAGUGCCAAAAGAGCAGGUUUCCUUCUCGAAAAUUAGCAAGCACCCUGGAGGUACAGUUUUGUUCUUAAUCUCCUCCCUCCCCAUUUUUCUAAGAACCCCUCUUCUCUGUUACUGAUCAGUGAGUCAGUAUACACUUGUACCCCAUUUCUCUUACUAUCCUCCUUUUGAUUAAAGUCAUAGCUGCCCCUGACUGUUUACUGUGAAAGACAGUUCAAGGAUAUUUAGUUUUUUUUUUUUCUUCAGCCCACAGUUUCAAACACUGUCUUCAAAAUGGAGCCCACUUUGGAUUGUUAUCAGUGUGGUAUGUAGUUAGUGGGUGUAGAGACAUGGUUCCUUGAGCCUCAGUUUCCGCAUUUGUAAAAAGGGAAGAAUGUCUCUUUGAAGGAUGGAUGUGAAGGUUUUCAAAUGACUUGGUGUAUCAAUGAAAAGGGCCCACGUUGGAGGAGAUGAACAAUAAAUGCUUGUGCCUUCUGCUUUCAUCUCUCUGACUUCAGAGGUAUGGAGAGUGCCCUGUGUACUUCUGCUGACUUUGUGGAUCUUGGGAUCAGCUGAAUUGCUUGACCUGAUUUUUGGAAGUUCCUCUUCUCACGCUCCUUGGCUGCAGAAGAGAUGCUUUGGGGGCUGAACAAUUUGUUUUGUGUUUGUUUUUCUUCUCUCUCUUCUUUCUUCAACUGAACUGUGGAAUUCUUUUCCUUCUGGUUGGCUGCAUCCUGUGUCCCGUCACCCCCCACCCCCACACUCUUUACUCUCUCGUGUACAUUCAGGACUCUGGAGUGGUAUUUAGAAGCUUGGUUGUGCGUGUCAGCACUGAACCAGAUGGUAGGGGAUGGCUUGCCUCGUCCUGCCCCUGGGAGAAAGGGCUGCCCUUCUGUUUGUGGGUCUUCUUUAAGAAGCUUGCUUUAGAAGAUCCUAGGAAGGUGACAUUUUUCUAAUGAAGGUUUACACCAGCAAAAGAAGUCAGUAGAAAUUGUUUUGGGCCACAAGUCCAAAGCCCUUGACUUUAAACUUACUGGGGGGAGGAGGGUGGGACCUGGUGCACGAUCAAGCUGGUUUGUUCCAAAUACCCCUUUCUUAUCCAUGAUGCUCAGGAGUUGGUGGCCAGGCUUCCAGAGUUACUCACUCCAGGGCCUUGUAAUAUUCAGAUUCAAAUACCUUUGGUGAGGUGCACGAGCCCUAGUCAUUGGAGAAAGAUAGAUGGUCCCUUCUGGGGCUUCUAGACUCUAGAUCUAUGCACCUGGUUCACAUUUCUUCCCUGAGGGACCUUGCAGCCACUGCUGUGUCUGUUGAUCUAGGCACAUGUCCCAUGAAGGCAGGGAAACUGAGAAUGAAUAUAUGGGCAAAAGGCAGGUCCAAAGAAAAGCCCAAAUGAAAGAAGAAGGAGAGAUGUUGUCUUAUUACUGCUGCCCGCCUCUAUCUACUUCCAGAAAGGGUCGGAGAUAGGGUUGAGGUAAGACCUCAGUUUCCCUCGUCCAGGAAGUAGCAGUGUGUUGAUUGAGAGCUCAAAUUUAGACAUGGGAGCUGAAAGGCUUAGGUUUGGAUCCUUGCUGUGUGACCUUGAGCUGUUUCCUCGGCUCCCUCAUCAUCAUUUGUGAGAUGCAGAUAAUAAUACUGCCUACUUCACAGGAUUAAAAGUACCUACCUCACAGAAUUGUUGUGAGGAUUACAUUAAUAUAGGUGAAGUGCAUAGAACAGUGCCCAGCAUCAUAGUGGGUAUUCAGGUCAUCUAGUGAUCCUCGGUUUCUGUGAGGUAAUUGAUUAUGUGUUUUCAAAAAGUUGCAACCAUCUGCAGAAAUGUCAACAUAAUCAUAUUACCUUUUGGGAAGAAAAAGGUCUGAGCAAUUGCCUCAGCUCCUCUCUGUCCCCGCUCAUGUUUUUGUUAACACUUCCCUCUCAUUUGUCUUCAUCUGUCAACAUUUGGCACUCAUUUCUGAGAAUGAGAACAGCGAUUUCUCCAUGAUCCCUGUGACCCCACCCCUGGCAGAGACUGGCUGAAAUACACUUGCCUUGUGCCACUUAGACCUUGCUCGGGGCCUGACUUGCCUGGUGGAGGAAGACCAAUCCUCAUGAAUAUCUACAGUAGAUUCAGCUCCCCCACCUCCCCGCUCAGUGCCAGGCCCCGGUGUCUGGCUUGAUGUCCUCAUUUCCCCUGACUGCCCUGUGCUUGGUGUGCACAUCCUGGCUGUCCUGUGCUCUGUUUUAAGGCCUCCUGAGGAAGAACUGAGGAUGAACAACCUGGAUGGUAACACCCCUGCUAUGGCGGAACGCCCUAAAGUCCAGGAGUCAGUGGGUCCCCUGGUGGCCCCCACCCCUCUCCGUCCAUGGCCUCAGAUGACACUUCAGGUUUCUGAAGUUACAGUGACUGGCAAACCCCCAGAAGAAGGUGACGUCCCCAGAAGCAAUCCACCUGUGGCUUUCACAGAGGUCCCCCAGGCACCAGCCAUCAGGAUUCUCCCCUCUUCCUCUCUCUGUGGCCUGGGGGGCUCCCCCAGGGACCAGGCCUCAGGGCCCGAUGCAAGUGAGGGGGCACCCGGGCCUCUCCUGGAACCCAACCAGCAACAGGUGGAGGCCACGUGGGAAGUAUCGAGAGAGCAUGGAGGGGGCCGAAAGGACUCCAUGGUGGGGGCUAUUAUUGAUGAACCCCCUGGGGGUCUGGAGGUUGUGAGUGGGUUGGAGGAGCUGCUUGGCGAGGACACCAUUGACCAGGAGCUGGAGCAGCUCUACCUAUCCCACCUGAGCCGCCUGCGGGCUGCUGUGGCUGCAGGUGGGGCAGGAGGUGGUGGGGAGGGCCCCACAGAUGGGGGGGUGUCCCCCAGCCAUCCCCUGGGCAUACUCACGGACCGAGACCUGAUCUUGAAGUGGCCUGGCCCUGAGCGGGCCCUGAACAGUGCCCUGGCUGAGGAGAUCACACUGCAUUAUGCCCGGCUGGGGCGUGGUGUGGAGCUUAUCAAGGACACUGAAGACCCUGAUGAGGAGGGGGAGGGCGAAGAGGGACUCUCUGUCAUACCCUCCAGCCCAGAAGGGGACACCCCCAAGGAAUCACCUCCGGAAAUCCUCUCUGGGGCCCAUUCUGUGGUAGCCACUAUGGGAGAUGUGUGGCUUCCAUGGGCAGAGGGCUCGGGAUGUGACAGCCCUGUGGUUCUGGGUGCAGAGGGUCAGUUCACCAGGGCUCCAGAAAAAGGGAUGGGCAAGGACACUGAUUCUUUGCAUAUGAGUAGGGUGACAUCUGGGGUGACCGGGUCCCCAGGGGGGAAGGAAGGCCGGAUGGAGUUUACCACUGAGUGGGCAGACAGCUUGGUUCCCAUAUCUGGUAAGGAGCCAGCCGCUCCAGUCCUACGGGGGCAAAGUCUUACCCUUCUUGGUCCCUCGGGGGCUGCAGUCUGUCCUAGCCUGGCCAGGCCCCACAUGAGCUCCCAGGAUGAGGAGGGUCCAGGCCCAAGCCUUGAUCCUCCAAAGAAGUCUCCCACCUUAGCAGCCCCUGCAGAAUGUUUGUGUAUAUUACCUCCCCAGCUCUGGGGGCCCUUGACCCAGACUCUGGGGGUCCUGGCUGGGUUGGUGGUGGUCCCUGUGGCUCUGAACAGUGGUAUGUCCCUCCUGGUGCUUGCACUGUGCCUCUCUCUGGCCUGGUUCUCGUAGAGGCUGCUUAUGGGGCGCAGCAAUGAUAGGCUUCCCCCUCUUUGGAGUCUGGGGUAGGCAGUCCCUAUACCCCCCCAGGGGCUUCUGAUGGGCUAUGUGGCUUGUAUAGUGAGGGGUCUUUUGCUUCUGAGAAUGCCUGACUGGAAAGAGACCUUCCCAUCCCUGAGGACUUGUGGGCACAGGGCUUCUUGCGGUGAUACCAGUGGAGGGGAACAGGGCUCGGUGGAUGGUGUGAGAUAUCUUUUCAGAAGGGAACUGGGCAUGUCCUCCCUACCCCCCAAGCCUGUAUUUAUUUUUGUAUAAUUCUCUGGACGAGGGAGAGUGGUCGUGAGCUGGUCUUGGGGCACAAUUACCCAGAGAUAUAUUUAUUAACAGCCAACCUGUGCAACCUGCUGGAGCUUUAUUUUUAAUUUAAUUUAUAUAGAGUACCUAUUAUUAUAUGCCACAAUAGAGCUCUAUGAAAAAUGAUGUGUCUUACUGUACAGUGUUCUCUUGUUUGGGCCUGCAUGUGUGGGGUGGUCAUGUUCUGUGGGAGGCUCAAGGUGGGGAGUUGGGCGUGGGACAUGGCCAUGCCUGCUGCUACAGCUUCAAUAUGCCCUUGAGGAUCUGUGUCACCUCACCUUAUGGUCCUACUCCGUGUGGUCUGGUGGUCUUUGGAGGGGCAGGUCCUUUGGUCUUUUCUAUAUUCUGCCAGGGAGGGAGGAAGAAUGAUUGCCAUAUGAGGGUUUGCUGUCGAACACGUGGCUGUAGUGAUGGAUGUGAUCAGCUGUAGAUGUGGGAAUACCAGUUAUGAAUCAGCCACAAGGUUUUGAAGUUACUGAAAAAAAAAAAGGCCUCUGAUACCAGGAGGAGACCCCUCU
This is a messenger RNA of Canis lupus familiaris (dog), 10960 nucleotides long. It is a transcript of the gene PPP1R3F, whose product is annotated as protein phosphatase 1 regulatory subunit 3F. Gene Ontology annotation, molecular function: protein phosphatase 1 binding; glycogen binding. Gene Ontology annotation, cellular component: protein phosphatase type 1 complex. Gene Ontology annotation, biological process: regulation of glycogen biosynthetic process. The record is from RefSeq and is a predicted model, not a curated record. The coding region runs from base 8691 to 10100 and encodes 469 amino acids. The transcript has 4 exons. Lineage: Eukaryota; Metazoa; Chordata; Mammalia; Carnivora; Canidae.